UAAAGUCAGCUGAACAAUGCACCUUUAUUUAUUUAUUGUGUUGAAAUAAUUUACCCAUUUGCGUAUUAUUAACAUAUAAACCUUGUUGAUCUAAUGUUUUAUAUAAAGGAAGUGAAAUAUUUUCUUUUAAUAUUUAAUGUAAUUACGUUGUGAUUUGUGUUUAGUUAAUAUAAAAUGUUUGGAAGACCAAGAUGCAGAGAGUGGACACCUCUAACGACUCAACAACUUCGUCUCCGUAGUUUAAUUCAGAUUGUAGGAUAUAACAUAAGGCCACCGGAGAGGUGUACACUUCAAUGUAGUUACUAUCUUACACUGCAUCAUACUACAAUGUCGGCACCAUUCUACACUAGUGAGAGGAUUUGCUCACCUCAUCCUAAGUGGAAAGAAAUUGAUUCUGAAAUAACGCAUCGUAUGUCAUCAACAAACGUAGUUAUUCGGAUAUGGUGUCAUAUUCUCAUGCCUCCAUGUAAAGAUGACGAGGAGAAAUGCGAACAAGUGCAGGAUACUGUCAUUCAAACGUGGGGUGUAUAUUUUAGUGGGCUCAGAUAUAUAGGGGCUAAUUUAGCUUUAAAUUUUACCUCAGAUUGCUUCAAAAGCAACACUCUGGUAUUCCAAAUGCACGGUGGUUACUUUUGUUCGUAUAAGAGUUUGAAAUUGGAUGUAAUACCGCCAGAAAAUGAAUUAGAACAAGGUUCUCUCUCGUCAGACUCAUCGGUCAAAACGAAUACAUCAAAGAUAACCUUAGAAUCAAAAGUUUUACAAAGUCACAGGAUCACAAAUGAAUCCAGGUCGCUAUCACCGGCUAGAUUUUCAAAGAAGUCCGAAAAGGAAUAUUCAAAAAGUCACAGUCCUGUCGAAAGAGGUUUCAAACAAAAUAUUCCUACUGUAAGAUCUUCGUCGAGUUUAAAUAUGUCUUUAAAUCAUAGAGAGAGUAGAAGAGACAAAAGUACUGAACAGAAAACAGUAGAUCCAAACCAUAUAUAUGAACAUUCGCCCGAUAAUAUAGAUGUUAGAGAAUUUACAACCAGUGAUCUCAACUGUGAUAAAUCGGCUUCCCAAGAGGAGCUAUCGAAUAAAGUAGACUUGAGCGAGACGGCCGAAAGUUACGAUUUACGCAAUGAAUCAGAUGGAGCGCCAAAAUAUAGAUAUUUGGCGCUGAGUUUCCUCAAAUCGGAAAUUAGGCCGAGUUACAAUGCAACCAAGUUGCAAAAUCUUCAUUUACUACAGUAUUCAAUAAAAAAACGACAAGAAGCGGUCCAGGAAAUAAAGGAAAGGAUAUAUAAGAAAUCAGCUUUAAGCGAGAGCUGGUCUUCCGAUUUUGAAUUAAAACUUAAGGGUAAAAGUAGGUCUCAGAAGAAUUUGUUUUCGCCUGACGAAAGUGAAGGUUUGAAAGAAAAAUCGUCUUCUCAGAGUGAUUUGACUGUUAAAAAUGGUAAAAUAAAAGAAGAAAAAACACCGGUUUCAAACGGUCCACGGUUGACUUUAAAAUUAAAUGAUCUUUUAUCCUAUAAGUCUAAACCUUCUCCAUAUCAAAGAGCAGAAUAUGUUAGACUAACAAAACAAUUAGAAAUAUUACAUUUCAAAAGACUUAUACUUUCGGAUGAGAGAGAUAGCAAAUUAGCAAAUAUUAGAAGAUUAAAAGAGAAACACGCUAAGUUAUUUGAAGAGAAUCAAGAUGUUGGUACAGAGUUGAUGCAAAACUAUCACACGCUUUCUCGUCGUACUGAAGCGUUGAAAGAGACAAGAGAGUCGUGUUAUGCGCUAAGAGAACUCGCGGCGAGAUCCCACGCUGCUUUAGCGAGUUACAGAAGCGUUUUACUAAUGCAAUUGUCUAAGAUCUUCUACAUAGAUCAGCAAGACGCAACAAAUUGGUCGAUAUGUAACGUGCCUCUACCGAUAUGCGGCGAUGAGAAUCCUCGAGUUUCGAAUCCGGUGGCAGAUUCUGUCGCGGCCGGUUUCGUAGCCCAGGCGACAUCCCUAACCGCGGCGAUAUUGAAUCAACCUUUACGUUACAAGGUCACGUUACUCGGAUCAGCGAGUAAGAUAUUGGACAUCACACCGGACUUACCGGAUCCAAAUAUACCACUAUUCGCAAGGGGUGGUGAUAUAACACUAUUCCGUUACGCGAUGUUUCUCCUAAACAAGUGCAUUGCACAGCUUCUCUGGGGGAGAGGUUUGUCUGUGCAUGACAUGAGGCCAACGCUGGCUAACUUGCAACGAUUGUUGACGACGCCUAGUAACCUAACCGACACAUCAAAGUUAUUCGGCACUUAUCGAUGGCUGGCUGACAGUCUGUGCCCAAGGACGCAGUCUCUACGGAGUCUCGUGCCAUCGGAGAGGGGGAAAUUUAGGCAAUUCAAUAGGUUUAAGGAAUCAGUCGAUAGUCACACACCACAGAAGACAGCCAUCAUCAAGAGGCAUAAACAUUCUAGAAGUGUUGGAAGCUAUCACGAAGAUCAGGAUUUAUCACUUAACGAUUCGACAAUGUCGAUAAUGGGAAGCGAGUCAAACAUAUACAACAUGAAAUUAACGAAAUCGGAAUGUUCUCAAAGUUUAAAACCUCAUAACUCCGACUCAGAAAUAGCGAAACUAACAGAACAAUUCACAGAAAGUAAAGUACAGUUCACACUGGGCGACGACGACGUAGCGGACGAGAAAUUAGUAAGAAUAUCAAGCAAUAACGACGACGAGAUCACAUGUACAUCAUGUCUGGACGAAAACGUUAAAAGGAUAUGUUCGGAAAUAACCGAUUUCUGUUCGAAUUCAAGCAAAAAAAGUUACGAUUUCCCUAAAAACGAUAUAGAUAUAGCUAAAUAUAUGGAAAGGAAAGUUAGUGUUGAAAUAGAAGAUGUUGAUAUAUCUUGUGAUACUUGUGAUAAUAAUAAGAGUGGAGUCUGCGAUAUAGCGUGUGCUAAUAACGUGAGGGAUGUCAUCGUUAUACCGAGCGCGGAAGCCAUUUUGGAUACGGGGCAAAGUUUGAAUUUGGAAGAGGAACAAAACGGUUAAAAUUUCAGUUAUGUGAUAUAAAAACGGUUUGUAACGGUUUCUGUUUUUUUUUUUAAAUAUAAUUCGUGUAAGACGAACGACGUUUUUUAAGUUCCAACAUAAUCGUUAUUGAAAAUUUUAGAAAAGAAAGUAAUUUGAGUAAUAUAUGAAUUGGCAUGUUUUGUUUUUACUCUUAUUUCCAUUUUUUGUUACUGAUAACACUAAAGUUCGUCGAUAGCUGAUAAACAAAAGACAAUUGUUUGUUAAACAGAGUAAACAAUGCAUUGAACUGUUUUUUCUUUGCCUAUUUAUAUAUAUAGCGUUAUAGAUAUUAUUUAUUGGCUUUUUUUCAAUUAUGUAAUAGCAAAAUUAUCCUAUUUGCAAUAUGAUCUUUGAUGUGUCCUUGUCUCUAUACAUAUACAUAUACUGACUCACUAAAUAUUCAUAAAAAAAAAACUUUAGCGGAGAAUAAUUUAAAUUGUGGGUAUGGUACCAACUUAUAAAGUUAUAUAUAUAUAAAUCUCUGCGGACAACUUAAUAUAAAAGUAAUCAGUUGGUUUACUCUUAAACUUCAAAUUAACAUAGCAUAAACAAAUUUUUAAGAUUAAUUUUUUUAAGUAGCUUUUUUGCUCUUAAUUUUAUCCUCAUUUUUCUUGCAAGAUUUCAUAUUUCAAAAUAAAUAACAUUAAUAUCGUUCUAUAUAUAUAUAUAUGUAAAAAUAUAUUAAAAUAUAAAUAAAUACCUCUAAAUCAAAAACGCGACAUUUCAAAAAAAUAAAUUCGACACGAAAGAUGAAUGCAGUGUUGAACAAAAAGUAAUAAUUAACGAUUACAGUAUAAAUAAAGUAAUCAAAACAAGUAAAGUGAGUGAGUGAGUCGAGUAACUGUCCCAGGGCAUCCUCGUCCUCUUCGGAAACCAUCAAAUCUAAUCUGUAAUCGUGAUUGUUGAUUACACUUUGCAAUUGUAAUCGGUAAUCAUUAAUCUGAUUACAUUUUGCCUAAGUCAGCACGAAAGGGACAAAAUGGAGCACAUGCGAGAUGGAAACCAUAUACCACACCACUUACCACCAGUAUGGGAUACCAUAAUUUGGCAAUUCGGAACACUAGUCUUACCGUUGAAAUGAUUAGAAGCAAAAUUAAUUAUAGAUAAAUCAUUCAUUACCAUCUACUACAAAAUGUAAACACGAUAUUUAUCAACUAGUUUUAAAAUGAAUUGUUAAAUAAAAUAAAUAUAUCGGCUGUGUUUCGUGUAUUAAUUUAUUUAUAAUAAACGAUAAACGAUUUUCUAAACGUA
Messenger RNA from Nymphalis io (European peacock), 4278 nucleotides. RefSeq lists its product as uncharacterized. The transcript is spliced from 10 exons. Gene Ontology annotation, molecular function: SNARE binding. The record is from RefSeq and is a predicted model, not a curated record. NCBI's taxonomy places the organism in Eukaryota, Metazoa, Arthropoda, Insecta, Lepidoptera, Nymphalidae. Gene Ontology annotation, biological process: SNARE complex assembly. Bases 175 to 3006 code for a protein of 943 amino acids. Gene Ontology annotation, cellular component: endosome; lytic vacuole.